GAGAAGGGGGGGAGGAAAAACACUAAAGGGGUAGCUAUGGAGAUGGAGCGUUUUCCUGGCUGCUUUCUUUGACAGGUGUUGAGUGGGGCAAAAGUCUUAAAACAGAAUCCAGCAUGUACGCCAAAGGUAAAGGAGCUGUCGUCCCUUCCGAUAGCCAAGCGAGAGAAAAGUUAGCUUUAUAUGUGUAUGAGUAUUUGCUCCAUGUCGGCGCACAGAAAUCAGCACAGACCUUCCUGUCAGAGAUCCGAUGGGAGAAGAACAUCACACUUGGGGAACCUCCAGGAUUUUUACACUCAUGGUGGUGUGUAUUCUGGGAUCUGUACUGCGCUGCCCCGGACCGGAGGGAGACAUGCGAACAUUCCAGCGAGGCCAAGGCUUUCCAUGACUAUAGUGCAGCCGCUGCCCCCAGUCCAGUGAUGGGCAACAUGCCACCCAAUGAUGGCAUGCCAGGAGGACCCAUGCCCCCAGGCUUCUUUCAAGGUCCUCCAGGAUCUCAGCCUUCCCCUCACACGCAACCACCCCCACAUAACCCCAGUAAUCCCAUGAUGGGACCUCACGGACAGCCAUUCAUGUCUCCGCGGUACCCAGGUGGCCCAAGGCCCCCCCUCCGUAUGCCAAAUCAGCCUCCUGGGAGCAUCCCGGGGUCACAGCCUCUCCUGCCAAACAGUCUGGACCCCACCAGACCUCAAGGACAUCCAAACAUGGGGGGCCCAAUGAGAAUGAAUCCCCCCCGGGGCAUGGGAGGCAUGGGCCCACAGAACUACGGCGGAGGGAUGAGGCCUCCUCCAAAUUCCAUGGGGCCAGGGAUGCCGGGCAUGAACAUGGGUCCUGGAGGAAGAGGUCCCUGGCCAAAUCCCAACACCAACUCAAUAGCUUAUUCAUCUUCAUCUCCAGGCAACUAUGUGGGCCCUCCAGGGGGAGGCGGCCCACCAGGAACUCCCAUCAUGCCUAGCCCUGGAGAUUCAACAAACUCAAGUGAAAACAUCUACACAAUGAUGAACCCCAUUGGCCCUGGUGGAAACAGACCUAGUUUCCCAAUGGGACCAGGUCCUGAUGGGCCAAUGGGUGGAAUGGGUGCUAUGGAGCAGCAUCAUAUGAACGGAUCACUAGGCUCUGGUGACAUGGAUGGGUUGCCAAAGAAUUCUCCUAACAACAUGGCAGGCAUGAACAAUCCCCCCGGCACUCCGCGGGAUGACGGCGAGAUGGCAGGCAACUUUUUAAACCCAUUCCAAAGUGAAAGUUAUUCACCCAACAUGACGAUGAGUGUGUGAUUUUUUUUUUAUUUUAUCUUUUAUUUUAUUUUAUUUCUUUUUCAUCUCCCUUUAUCCCAAUCUCCCUCUCCCAAUCUGCCCUGGUGCGUCUUGCAUUACCCUCUUCCCUCCCUAACUCCUCCUCCUCCUCCUCGUGGACGGUGUGCUGUGCCACACAGCCCCUGGGGAUGCCCCUGGAAAGCAGGACUCCCCUCAAGGGCCCCCAUCCCAACGCGUGUAAAAUGGGUGUAAGAACAUGAAACAGCCUCCAAGCAACAGGAAGGGUCUCCUCUCCGCUUCUUCUCGCCUGCAGGGCCUCGUCGUGGGCCUAGGACAGUGAGAGCCCAAAAACCUGCUCCAAGCCUGUCUCUCCCAAACCCAAACCCUGCCCUCAUGGGUGGCAUUCGAGCCCAAUCGAGCCCCCUCUGCAUCCACCACCACUCCAUUACAUCAUGCUGAUCAUAACUUAUGAGGGCACGCAGUAGUUGACUGACAGGGGAUGAAAAAACCCCUCAUUCAAUAACUCUGCUCCGCUGGCAGGGAUGAUAAAAAGAAAUGAACUGAUAAUGUUAUUUUAGGACAAGAAUGGUUUUCAUUAAAUGUUUGUAUUUUUGUUGAUGAUGAUAAUAUUAUUGUUAUAAUUUUCAUAAUUGAUAUUAUUCUCCUAAUGUAGUUAUGAUUUCCUGUAAAGGGCACAUUUUAUCUCAGCAGCAGCAUCAACAAUGACAAAAUAAGCACACACUCGAAAAAUGCACAAUGAUUUUUCUGUUUACAUGAUUUUAGGUAUUUGAUGUUUGUUUUGUUUUUGUCACAGUCAGUCACACUUCACAUACCUCUCCUUAAAACUGAACUUGUAGCUUUGUCUUUGCUAUCUAAACGUUUGUAGCACCAAUUACAUAAACUUCCAAAAGUGAGAGUAAUCUGAAUAAUUGACUCUUUCCACCCAGUAGUUUGUGCUGAGGUGUUAUUAUCUGGGCUAAAACUAUCCAUACAGUAACAGCAGAGGUUUUUUCAGAGCGUUGCUGUUUUCUGAUACAGUGUCUGCUGAUACACCUGAAUAAUCGGACGUCUAGCUAUCUUGUCUUAAUAAGCACCCCUAAUCAUACUAUUCUGUGUUGUUACUGCGUGGGAAUGGCUGUGAUGAAAUCCUGUGAUGAUUGUCAGGACAUGUGUCAUUUCUCAUUCUCAUUCAGUAACAGAGAGAGAGAGCAUUUGGAUCCUCUCUGUGGAUUUGGUCUUGACUGUAAAUACAACAUAUUUAGCUUGUAUUGUGGUUGUUUUAUUGUGUUAUUUACAAGUUGUCUGUGAAUCCUAAAAUGUGGCUCCUUCCCCGUCAUCACUUUUGUUUGAUUUCAACCUCACCGUAGACUCCAAGUGGCACUGUUUUCCUCCCAGGACUCACUCGUCUCUCUCGCCAGUGUCUUCUAUGGAGUUGGAGACAUAGUGGUACCUCUGAUACACUCAUGGAGCCUGCGUUCUUGCUUUGAGUUUGGAUUGAACUCUCAGAUCUUGUAUGAGCCACUUUCUUUGCCCAGACAAGACAGGCUCAAUAACUGUCUCAUUGGAGCUUCCACUGACCAGUUCCCUCAGCCAGUCCCAUAUAUAUGGGAUAAUGGAUCCAGAGUGUUGGGCGGCUGCAGCAGCGCUGAUGAUGGGAACAGAGUGAUGCACCUUGGGGUUAACAGGCCCUGCAGCCACAUCGGUCUAAAGCGAGGAACAACAACAGGAUACUUUUCUAAUGGAUAUAUUUCCAUUUUUGUGGAUUGUUUUCAGCAGAUUGUUUUUUAUUUUAAAUAUGUUCAACAGUAAGAAAAUUUAAAGCCCACAGAAUCUGCACACAAAGAAAAGCAUAGUUACAUAUUACGCUAUUUAAUUUGUUUCUCUGUAUGUUAUGUGCCCUCAGCUUGAUCAACUCUCUGUCACUGUUUCAAAGGGAUAAGUUAUUUUAAAUGGCAUCAUACUCACUCACACUCACUUCAUGGCUGUGUUCAAACCAACAGUAACUUUACGACAAGUGUAGCCUCUAUGGGUAAUGGUGAUGUACUUAUCAAUUUUCUGAUAUAUCAAUGUGAACAGAUUGUACCCAGGGUUCAACGGGGACAUCUCCAGGAUUUGGCCUGAGAAACACUCUCUCAAGUGUUCUUUCAGUGUAGUGACACACACCUCCCUUCUUUCCUCCAGUCCCCUCACCGAGCCCUCUCCCCUCCUCUUUAAUUUCCUUUUUUGUAAAUACUGUAUAAUGCAUUUUGAUAUCAUUGACAUGUUUUGAUAUGUCAGUCACUACCAAUGAAUACAGCUGAAAGUAAAUUAUAAAUAAAACUGUCCAUGUUUUUUCAUAGAGAAAGGAUGCGCCAACUAUUUGGCUCAUGUGGCUAAAUUUCCAUAAAAGUGUAUAGAAUACAGUAACACAAUAAAUGCAGGCUGUAUGCUAAGGACUUGUGUGGCAGGGAGGAUAGGACAGAGAGAGGACCGGACAGAGAGAAGCAAACGAGGAUAUUAAAAUUAUUUCUCUUGCAGCUGUGGCGUCCUCACUCUGCCCUUGUCUCCUUAUGUUUCAGUCAAAUGUUACUAUUGGCCUUGAAUAAUCAUUCAGAUUUUUUUUGUUUUCCAAAGGCCACCUUCUCACAAAAAACAUGUGACCUCAUAUUGCAGUUUUUAAUAUGAAGGAUUUUUAUCAAUGUAAGAAAACUUUUAAAAAGGAAAAAAAAAUACUUGAGAACCUCAUUUUAAAUUAAGAAUAGAUCAAAAAGUAAUACAUAUGGGGGAAAACUGUGUCCUUUGCUAUUCGCUCCUGUAAUAGCGUUGUAUAGAUUGAAGCUCUCUCACUGAUCCUCUCUCAGUCCUCUGUGUAUAUCGAUCGUUGGCCAUCUCUGUACUUCUAUUGUGAUGUAUAAUACUGUACCAUUAGGAAGAUUUGCUGGUUGGGCAGGGUGGUUAUGUUGAGUCUGGGAGGGGUGGGGGAUUCAAGGAAAGGGGAUAUCAAUGAUUCUCCUGUACCGUUCAUGGUCCUUUCUGAUGACACGGCAGUAUUCAAUAUGAAGCAGUCUGUCUCUUGGGUUUGCUUUGUAUUUCAUGGUAGGAUAGUUCAGAAUCUUGUCUUAGGGACUUAGGUGUCUUGUGUAGGUAAUAAAGAUGUUCUUUGUAUGUUUCUUUA
This is a messenger RNA of Scomber japonicus (chub mackerel), 4404 nucleotides long. RefSeq names its product single stranded DNA binding protein 4 (gene ssbp4). The transcript has 17 exons. Gene Ontology annotation, molecular function: protein binding; single-stranded DNA binding. The coding region runs from base 114 to 1271 and encodes 385 amino acids. The record is from RefSeq and is a predicted model, not a curated record. Gene Ontology annotation, biological process: positive regulation of transcription by RNA polymerase II. Gene Ontology annotation, cellular component: nucleus. Lineage: Eukaryota; Metazoa; Chordata; Actinopteri; Scombriformes; Scombridae.